Molecule: messenger RNA, 586 nt
Organism: Diachasmimorpha longicaudata
Lineage: Eukaryota; Metazoa; Arthropoda; Insecta; Hymenoptera; Braconidae
Product: ATP synthase-coupling factor 6, mitochondrial-like
Exons: 4
Coding region: 165-479 (104 amino acids)
Biological process (GO): proton motive force-driven ATP synthesis
Molecular function (GO): proton transmembrane transporter activity
Source: RefSeq, a predicted model, not a curated record
UAAUUAAUAUAUUUGAAGAUAUUUUCGUUAAAAAAACAUUAUAUCUAUUGUUACAAAAAUAUAAUAAUCCAAUCAUUAGAAUUGUUACUGAUCGUUGUAGUAGGAGCACUGGUCAGCCAUUGAUCGUCAAAAAGCAGCUGAUUGAAAGUUAAAAUUCUGCAAUAAUGUUUACUCCACGAGUGCUCAGGAGCCUUCCAGAGGUCGGCAAACGUAACAUUGGAAUUAUGGCACCGGCCAUGCAAAAAGUAUCAGAUCCUAUUCAACAGCUCUUCCUUGAUAAAAUCAGAGAGUACAAGUCUAAAAGCUCCGGUGGAAAAAUGGUCGAUCCAACGGCCGAAACCCAAAGAGAAAUGAAAUCAGAACUGGACAGACUUGCGACGCAGUAUGGCGGUGGCCCAGGUGUUGAUAUGACAAAAUUCCCAACAUUUAAAUUCGAUGAUCCACAUAUUGACGUCGAGUCAGGCUCAAAAGCAAAGUAAACCUAAUUGAAAUUCAUUCAAAAUCAGUAGAGAAGUACUAAAAAUAAAAUGAAAUUCAUGAAAAUAUGUGUAAUACUAAGCAAAUAACAGCGAAGCGUUAAGUUAAA